Alosa sapidissima (American shad) is the source of this 2257-nucleotide messenger RNA. RefSeq names its product MYCL proto-oncogene, bHLH transcription factor a (gene mycla). The record is from RefSeq and is a predicted model, not a curated record. The coding region runs from base 401 to 1645 and encodes 414 amino acids. Lineage: Eukaryota; Metazoa; Chordata; Actinopteri; Clupeiformes; Clupeidae. The transcript is spliced from 3 exons. Gene Ontology annotation, molecular function: RNA polymerase II cis-regulatory region sequence-specific DNA binding; protein dimerization activity; DNA-binding transcription factor activity, RNA polymerase II-specific. Gene Ontology annotation, biological process: regulation of transcription by RNA polymerase II.
AGACGCACUGGCGGGAAAACGCGGCAUGCAAUAUGCGUAAAAGUCAGAGCGUGGGUGAAAACGGAGCUGUGAAAAUAUCGGGGUGGAUUUGAUAAUUACCACAAGGCUUUUGGAAACCUGCAGCGUGUUGUGGAAUUUAUUUGAGACGUUGGUCAACGUCAACUGAUUUCUCGCAGACUGCUCAAGGACUUUUAUAAUAGCCCACAAUCGACGAAGUAUUACAAAGGGCGACUUCACGGGAUACGUUGCAGCUAUUGUAUAUUUACGCACAGCUGACUAUUUCUUUGCGGAUGUGCUUUUACCAUCGAUAAGAUAUUUUGUGUUCCGGUGCAUUGCAGCCCUAAUGACCCGACGGUGAGAAGUUGCAGAUAAGAACUGAAGUUGCUCUUCCACUCAUGAGAUGCCCGGAGCCAACGCUAUAGCGCCGUUUCGUGAUCAUUGGGAAAUGGAGUUUGACCGCUAUCAACAUUAUUUUUACGACCGCCUUGACACUGAAGAGGAUUUCUUUAAAUCUACAGCGCCGAGCGAGGAUAUAUGGAAAAAAUUCGAACUCUUGCCCACCCCUCCCAUGUCUCCUACACGGACACUCGAUGCCGCUGCUGUGCUGCCGUCACCCGAUAAACUGGGAUGGGCUUCCAAGCUUUUGGCACAAGAUGAAGACUUUGAGGAGUGCUACAAAAUUGACUCUAAAGACAUUUUUGGAAACCUUAGUUCUAUAAUCAUCCAGGACUGCAUGUGGAGUGGUUUUUCAGCAAGUCAUCGGUUGGAGAAAGUCGUGGGUGAGCGCCCACUGAUCAGACCUCUGCCCAGCAUGCAAACCAGUGCCCUCACCGCAAAGGCCACUAACAGUGUGGCUGACACGACCGUCAUCUGUGCUCCUGCAAGAGACUGCGUGAACCCGACUGCCGUCCUCAACAUCCCCUGCAAUAACCUUAAGAGGAUGGCAUCCUCGGGGUCAGAGUCUCGUGCUGACACGUCCGAUGAUGACGAUGAAGACGAUGAUGAGAUUGAUGUGGUAACUGUGGAGAGCCGACCAAACAGAACCCUUGUCCCUGUGACCAUCACGGUGACCGGGGAUCCUCAUGGCCCCGGCACCAAACGCUUCCACGUGUCCGUGCACAGGCAGCAACACAAUUAUGCGGCGCCAUCACCGGACAGUGACCACGAGGAUGCAGAACACGGUGAUGGUGAUUGCGACCAUGACAACCAUGACGACGACGACGAUGACGAUGAUGAUGACUACGACGACAUUGACCUUGGCCUCCCAUCCAGGAAGCGGCCCCACCUGGAACAGGAUCACCUGUCCUCCUCUUCCUCCUCGUCGUCGCCCAACAGCCCGCACAGCUCCGACUCCGAAGAUGUCACCAUGGGCGAGCGGCGGCGCAACCACAACUUCAUGGAGCGCAAGCGGCGCAAGGACCUGCGCUCACGCUUCCUGGCCCUCCGCGACCAGAUCCCCAGCUUGGCCGACUCCACCAAGACCCCCAAGGUGGUGAUCCUCACGCGGGCCGUGGACUACCUGCUGCAGCUGCACACCCGCGAGCACGCCCAGGCCCAGGAGAGGAGGCGAUUGCGGGCCCGGCAACAGCAGCUCCUGCGCCGCCUCAGUAGCCUGAAGAAAGGCAAACCCACAACAAACACUUAGAGCAGCAGGGAUGCUGGAUGCUAAAUGCUAACAGUCCCUACUUGAGUAACAUGCCAGAGCAGCCCUCCCCAAACUACAGUGCAAGAGCCUUUGGUUGCUGAGUAAUAUCACAAGGACACCACACAUGAACAUGGGCUGAAGUGAAACCAACAGGGCUAUUGGGGAGGCACUAAACAGACAUUGCUUUUCGACAUGUGCCACGCUGGGGGAGAAAAGGUUGUGUUUUUGUUAUGGGAGCUGUACAUUAAUUGGACAUUCUCUGGCCAUGGACUUCUAUGUGGGAAGAUGUCCUUUUGCGGUGAACCAUAGAUUUAGGCCUUGUCUAUGGGGUCGAUUCUUGACUCCAUUGGCAAGUUGGAGUUUUCAGUUGGACAGGUGUGUGUGUGUGUGUGUGCGUGUGUUUGUAUAGAGAAGAGCUUGUACAAAAUCACUCUGAAACUUGCACAUUUUGUUAUGAAUUUCAUCUGUACAAAUGCCACUGUAAAUACAGAUUCUAUCUGAGGACUACCUCUUGACCUGUAUAGAAACUACACGACUACUUAAGAUGAAAUAUAUUUUGAUAAAAAAAGAACACCAAUCAGAAUGGGUGUUAAAUAAAAUCCACUACCAUUA